This is a messenger RNA of Mycena citricolor, 1098 nucleotides long. The record is from the annotation of a GenBank genome assembly. Lineage: Eukaryota; Fungi; Basidiomycota; Agaricomycetes; Agaricales; Mycenaceae.
AUGACAGGGAGAACGUCGACGGCUGACCCAUCGCCUGGGUCUGACCACCGCAAUGAGUAUCAAAACACCGCCAACAGAAUUAAGCCUGUCCAUGCGGCAGCAAUCGGUGAAGAAGCCCUUGCGGGAGAGAGCGUGGUGCUUGCCUUGGCCGCCAACGAGGACUUCGGGUGGAUGACCGAUGCCGAUGCAUUGCGCGUCCUGGACGUGGCUGUGUCGGAGGUGCAGACGGACAAUCAGCAGCAAUCACAGCGGGAACGUGCUCAAUGGAUCCGGGAAUGGAUACAGGAGCGACUGCGUUCCGAGGACAUUCCUGCCGAGCCGGUCCCGCUCGUGAGCGACGAGGACAUCAUACUCAAUGGAUCCGGGAUCGAGCAAUCUGUCGACGCCCUGCAGCUAACGUAUCAGAAUUUGCUCGAGUCCGAUGUGCCACCACGCGACUUUGAUACCCAUCUUCUGGUCCUCCACACUCUGCGGACUGAAGCAACCAACAUCCGCACGCACCGUUUGGCUGCCAUCGUCCAGUCCGUCGUGCUGAAAAGCUGCAAGGACGAUCCAUCCAAGUGGCCGCAAUUGUCGAGGAUCUUUGAUGACGACGCCUGGUUCCACUCCGUGAUCGGCCUUGACAAGAAUGAACCGAUGGAGCGGGAAUCGGCACAGCAAAUUUACGACUGUGGCUAUGUGGGUAUGUUAACCACUUUCCUCGAGCAGUGUACCGCCUCGAGUCCGGAUCAAACGGAGCACGACCGGGACUUGGACACGCUCAGAGUGGUCCUCUCCACAGUCGUUGACAUUUCUUCGGCGAUUCCGACUGAACUGCAACAUCAAUUUGUCGACGUUGCCUCGGUAUUCAUCCGCAAAUAUCCAGAGGACUGUCUUGGGCAUGAGGAUGGGCUCUGCUCGGUGCUUUACCGGGCUGUCCAUGAGUAUGACGGAUGGAUCAAGGAUUGGGAUGCAUUGCGCAUCCUGGACGCGGCGGUAUAUGAUCAGCAGGAAUCACACCAGGGCUAUGCUAGAAAGAUCUGCGGACAGAUGCAGAACCGGCUCCGUCCCGAGAACAUUCCAGCCGAUUCUGUCCCACUCGUGAGUGACGGGGAGUGA